This is a messenger RNA of Lampris incognitus (smalleye Pacific opah), 1004 nucleotides long. RefSeq names its product cysteine-rich venom protein Cau1-like. The coding region runs from base 355 to 906 and encodes 183 amino acids. Gene Ontology annotation, cellular component: extracellular region. NCBI's taxonomy places the organism in Eukaryota, Metazoa, Chordata, Actinopteri, Lampriformes, Lampridae. The record is from RefSeq and is a predicted model, not a curated record. The transcript has 8 exons.
CAGGUUUAAACACAGGGAUCCGUGGCCGCGGCUGGGGGGCGAGACGCGACGGCGUGUGGGACGCGGACAGGGUGCCCUUGACUUGUUUAUUGCACAGGUGUCGACGCGGUUGUGGGGGUAUAUAACGCUUCGCCGGCUCAUGCUGGGGAACCUACUACCGGAUCGCAACAUGUCUAUGUACUGGUUUGCUCUCCUGUGUGCCUCGGCCCUCUGUGCCCUGCAGCUGCCUGCGACCGCGGCAGAGGAUGCUGAGAAAAUCUUCGCCGUGUCGUCGUAACCUCUUCCAACGAGCAGCAAGUGAUUGUGGAUAAGCACAAUGCCCUGAGAAGAGGUGUCCAACCUACAGCUAGCAACAUGCUAAAAAUGAGCUGGAACAAUGAGGCUGCCGCCAAUGCUCAGAGAUGGGCCAACACCUGCUCCAUGAAGCACAGCCCUGAAAGCGCCAGACAGAUCAGCACUAGUGGAUGUGGCGAGAACCUGUACAUGGCCAGCUACCAGAACACCUGGAGCAAUGCCGUCCAGGCCUGGUACGACGAGGUGAAGGACUGGCGCUAUGGAGUCGGGUCCAUUAACGGAGGAGUGGUCGGACACUUUACACAGGUUGUGUGGUACAGGUCCAACCAGAUCGGCUGUGCUUUGGCCUACUGUCCCAACUCCAUGUACAAGUACUUCUACGUCUGCCACUACUGUCCACCUGGAAACUACCAGUACACCCAUCCCUACAAGGCGGGCCCCUCUUGUGGAGAUUGCCCCAACGCUUGUGACAACAAACUGUGCACCAACCCCUGUCCCUAUUUUGACCAGUACAGCAACUGUCCUGAGCUGAAGGAACAGUGGGGUUGCAACAACAGCGACGUGGCCUCCUGGUGUCCCGCCUCCUGCAGAUGUACCAAUCAGAUCGUUUAAUUGCCCUUACAGAGGAACUACGGCUCCUUCUUGAUUUCUGCAGGGACUGUAGCAUCCUAUCCCAUGUAUUGGCAAGCGUAACCAUACUGGAAUAAAAA